AUGUUAGGAAACUGGGUAGUUGCUGUGGUGGUAGUUGGACACGUUGCCACGGGAGACCUAGUGACGAAGUCGAAAAGGAUUCUCCUGGAAAUCAUAAAUACACAGCUGCCUCUGUUGAUCCAAGGAUUCCAGGGAUCUGAGACAAACCAGGACAGCGCUACAGCCCAGCUACAACUGAUUAAUGCCAGCAAGGAAUUUAUACAGCCUGCCAGUCAGCUAGUAUCCGCCGCAAAUGCCGCAGCCCCAUCGGUUGGAGAUCAAGCCGCAAGCAUGAACAUGAACCAGGCAGUGAAGACGAUGACCACCGCGCUCGCUGAGCUGAGAACCGCCUUAGGGAAGGCAGAGGAGAUGUGUAUCUCACUGGAGGUUGACGCCGCGCUUGAUCAGCUGACCGAACUCGACCGCGAGCUGGAGGAGUAUCGGAGAGCCGCUGACAGCGGUAACCUUGUGCCACUACCCGGUGAAACGGUGGAGGCGUCGGCCAUGAAACUUGGCUCCACCUCUAAGAACGUGGGAUCGGCGAUGGCUCAGCUAUUGACUGCUGCCUCACAGGUAAACACAGAUAAAUGUAUAAUGGAGACAGAAAUUUUGUAG
Messenger RNA from Magallana angulata, 594 nucleotides. Its product is annotated as talin-2-like. Gene Ontology annotation, cellular component: plasma membrane; focal adhesion. The record is from RefSeq and is a predicted model, not a curated record. The coding region runs from base 1 to 594 and encodes 197 amino acids. The transcript has 4 exons. NCBI's taxonomy places the organism in Eukaryota, Metazoa, Mollusca, Bivalvia, Ostreida, Ostreidae. Gene Ontology annotation, biological process: cell-cell adhesion. Gene Ontology annotation, molecular function: integrin binding.